GUAAUCUCAGUUGCAUUACCGUCAUAUUAGUACCUGGUACCUGGUACCGAGUAAAUCUGCACAAGGGAGCAUCUUCGAUGGAGCAUGGAGGGAGGUCCAGCACCAAGAGCAGCGCUCGAGCGCAACCAAAACAACAACGGCAUCCCUGGGAGAAAAUUCCUCGGGCCGAUCAAUCGUGGAAAAAGCACGCGGUCGAGCACUCUUUCCCUAAAUGAAAAAAGUCGUUGGUGGAAUCCAUUCUGACGCUCACUUUUUGCCUGGGAACGGCUCUUUCCCAUCUCAUUUUCUCUUAUCUUUGCACAACUCCAUUCCGUGUGGCUUACGUAUUGUAUUGGCUUGGCUUGGCAAUUGCUUGACAUUAUUCCUCUCUUCGUUUGGUUGUUAGAGAAGUGUAGCUAGUAGCAUACCGGUAUCAUGGGCAACGAAGCUUCAAAACAGCAAGAGGCCGCAGUCGAGCCACCUCCAGAAUGGGACCCGACGAGCAAUGCGAAGCAGUUUGAGCUAGUCUCCCCCAUGUCAGAUCUAUCAGAUCCAUCCAUGUUCCUUCAUAGACGACCUCAUCCUCAGUUGAGCGAUGCAACAGUUCAACAAAUUGUUCGAAACAGCAAGCCGAAGCAGCAACAGCAGCUUCGUCCAGCUGGCAAAGAAAACUGCGCUGGACAAGACGCCCAUCGAGGCCGUACCGUAAAGGCAAGGCAAACAUCUGCAGGAGAUCGACGCCGAAAGUCAAAAGUGAUUGCUACUCGUGACAAUGCCUACAAACAUGAAUCAAGAACUCGAGAGAUGCCGCCCCCGAGUGCGUUUUACUUCCCCGAAGUGCCAACCAAGGAAAGCGAGGACAAAGUCAACCGACUCACGGCGCGUCGAUCGACAUCUACAGGAGCUCGAAGACUCUCCAAGGAAAGUCAAGAUAAAAGUGCUGGAAAGAACAGCAAGAAAGGAAAUCAACAAAAUGCUCGUCGCAACAAAACAACACCACUUAUUGUCAAGGCCCGCCGCAAAGUUUACAGGGCAAGGACCUGCCUCACGGGUUGUUUCGAAGAGAGCGGCCACAAGCUUCAGCUCAUGAAAGACAACACCAAAAUUGAGUCGAAGCGUGGCGAACUACUACCGUCGGAAGCUGGAGUGGAGAGCAGCGCCGAGCUUGGAAAGGAAUCCGACAAGCCAAAGCAGAGCAGCAAACCAUCUUUAUCGUCCACCUUUGAUCCGUACAAGCAAGACCCAUUACCCAGAAUCGCACAGAAACCAACUAUAUUGCAAUUUGUUGAUGGAUCCGAGAAGGAACUUUCCUUCAACCCAGUUUGGCGAGAAUCCCAUGACGGCACGUAUCACGGAGGAAGCACCACAACCGCUUCUCGUCGAGAGUCUGGCAAGAGCAGCUUGAGCAAGGCUGGACGCGCCUCGAACGUCGGAUCGGACUCUAGCAAGACUAGCUUGAGAAAGGACGAUCGUGUGGCCGUCAAGAGCUCAAGCAGCUCAACCGAACUGUCCCGACAACCGGUGGAUCCUCCGAGUAUCCAAGAAGAUGCGUCUGCUUCGGACAAAGGUGCAGAUGACCCGAACGAGAAGAACCCAGAGCCGUACCGACCAUCCAAUGCUGGCAGUGACAUGGGCUCCAACACGAUGAACAAUCGAAAAUCCACCGGACCAAAUGCUGAUGAACACAAGCGUGAGAGUACUAGUAUGGGGAGCGCCGCCACCUCGCAUGAAUCAUCGUACUGGAAUGGUUUCUACAAUGAAACUCAAAUGCUGCACCGCGAAGAUGCCUAUUUCGAUCGGAUUGCAUUUGAUCCUCGCGCGUCCAUGCCUGAAACUUCCCCAAUGACCAACAACACGACCGCGACUCCUGUUAUGGCACUCUUCAAGCAAGACGAGAAACCUAAAAGUUUGCUGGGCAUCACAGCAUCGAUGGAUGAUCCGCAGGAGGACGAAAUGCAAAACUUCUUUGAUACUGCGAUUGUAACUCGACAGUCGGUCUCCCCGAGUCAAGAGCAAGGAGCAGUUUCAAAGGCGGGCGAUGCACGCGAUGCCGAGGAACCCACUUUGGAAACGGAUACCGGCCACCCGACAGAAGCACAAGAAGACGCUUCUGCGAGUGCGAGCACAGUGUCGAAGCACCUCAACGAAAACGAUGUGACUGCCAACGAUCAAAAGGAUCUAGAUCUUGGGACGAAGGAUACGGAAGAAGAAGAGCGCCAGGAUGAAGUUGCGACUUCAGGAAAUGCCCCAGACGACGAGAAUAAUGAACCUGGAACUCGAGGUGUUCAAAACCUAUUCGAAAACUGGAGCAUGAAGUCUGAUGAUGCGGCCUCAGAGGAGAAACUAAAGACGACCGGGCAGCUUGGUGCCACCUCGUUCCUCGAUAGACGCAUUUCCGCCGAUACGGUGCUUGUCCAAUCUGCCCUCGUGUCAAAGGCGACGAGCGCACCAAAGCGUCACACGAUUGAGAUCAUAACCAAAGGGGCCCUCCAAGAAACUCCCCAGAGCCUCAUUAGGAAGGACAGAACGUCCUUUGGAAGCGCAUUCUCUUACAAGGACAAGGACGUCUUCACUCCAGUUACCUCGUUGGCGACUUAUCCCAAGGGGUCUCCAUUUAGGCCUCGUGUGAGCAAUGUCGGCAACGGCGGAAUGGUGACGGCAAAGGCAAAGCUUGGCCAGACGACUAUGUUUACUCAAUCAUUUGACAAUAUCUCAAGGUCCAGUCGUGACUUGGAAAUACACGCAACCGGAUCUGCGCCAAGCAUGGUUGAAACGCAUGAUUAUCGCGACAUUGCUUUUGGGUGUUUUUUGGAGGACACCCCCAGCACUGUUGCAAACAAAAACGAGUGGGAGAAACAACGGGAGAGAGCUCACCUUAGCAACAUGUCCGCAGAAUCGCCCAUGUCAGCUACGAUGUCUCCUGCGCAGCUUAUGCUAUCCAAUCAAGCGAUCACCAAUGCCGCUUUCCUCUUCUCGCCAAGCUACGCCAAUGGGCCCGCAAUCACCGGUCAACCCGAUGACGACAAGUCCUCGGGGGCGGCAUCGGGAAGGGAGCUCUCCACGCAAGAAGGCGCAAAGUCUAUUUCUUGCUUGGAGUCGCGUCAACGCACCCGUUCGCUGAUGAAGCAGCCAGUUCGAAUUCCAGGGAGCCGAAGCGGUCGUUCUGUUGCAUCGAGCAAAAACAGUGGCAGACCACCACGCAAAAGCAGCAUGAGCGAAAGCUCUCACCAAAAGUCGGUCCGAUUCUCGGAUGCUCAGAGCGUUGCGGCAAGCGAGACGGGGUCCCAAAAGAGCCGUAGAAGUGUGACGUGGGACUUUUCAUUCAACCCCCCUCCUCAGAACGUACCCACAGAUAUUCCGGCAAUUGAAACAAAGGUUUCUGAUUUGUCCGAUACCGUCUUCGGACGAGAAAGCUUUGAUACCAGUAGCAACGAGAAAGUGCGCGAAAGUUCCCUGUCAAACAAACAAUCCAACCUUCGGAAGAUGUCCAUCCAGGAAGAGAUCACUCCAGUACCAUCGUUCGAAACAACAUCAACCAAACCAUCAUUGGCCUCCACUAGCGAGUCUCUUGAAUAUUCAUCCGAGAGCAGACCCUCGAUAUCCACGACUUCGAAGGAUAGCAGCGCGGGCGCCAGUAUUGGAACGCCAGAACAGAACUUGCGAACAUGGACCUACUGCGAGUUUUCGAAAGGAGUUACACCCGUGCUCGACAAGAAGCAGCUGGCUCAGGCGACAAAUUCGCCAGUUCUGCGCUUCAAGGCAGCCAAGAACAGGUUUGUCAACAAACAGGAAAAGGAUGUACCUGUCAAACGCAAGUCCCCGAGAGCCUAUAAGAGAACAGGAGGCACUGCUGGUAGAGUUCAUUUACUUGCCUCCAAAUUCGACGGCGGUCCAGCACUAGAUCCCACAUCUGCGAUUCCAUCGAUUUCUAGGACUGGGUCGGGGGCUAGCAAUGAUCGCCCAAUGCUUCGCACUCCUCAAAUUGUUGGAUACACGACAACGCAUUUGACGCAUUCGAGCAGUUAUUCCAGGGCUUCUUUGGACAGCUACAGCAGCUACAACUACAGCAAGCCAAACGUCGUGCCACCUCUAGCGCACGACCCAAUCCCGGAAGAUCCCGUGGAUGAGAUGCCCUCUGAUGAGGAAUCUGAUGAUGAGUCCUACGUUCAGUCGGUUGCCACUGUCCGACAGGAGGGUAGGGAUGCGAUGCCAGCCAUUAGUGUAACUCUUUCCGAGGACACUGAAGACAGCCGAGGCUCUCAAGGCACGGAAAGAACAGAAGACCUUCUCACCAACCUCCUCGGAAAGGCUUCCGUUGACGACGAGGAUGAGGAGACAGUAGCAACUGUUCCACAACAGAGCAACGCCUACUCGGUCCAGCAGCUUCGAUCCGUGGUUUCGCAUGACGAUGAAGAGAAUUCAACGUUCACAAAUAUCAUGUCCGCCCCUACCUUUUCCGAUGAAUCCACGACAUUGUCAACGAUCCUGGCUCAGCAACCACAAUCCAAUUUGCGCCACCAUGGGGUGCGAACAGUCAAACCAGAAUCACUCUAUUUGUCGCCCCUCCAACGGACCACAAUGGAGCAAUCGAAGUGGCGAGAGGAACCCCUUCGGCCUCUUCCGGCACAGAAAUGGCGUGCCCUCGCAGACAAAGCCAACAAAGAAAACAACAUGAAGAAAGGAGGCCGCAUCUUUCGAAAUAUCUAAAUAUCUAGCUACCGGUACAAAACCCUGCUAGCUCACCAGAGAGAGAGAGAGAGAGAGAGAGAGAGAGAGAGA
Molecule: messenger RNA, 4758 nt
Organism: Seminavis robusta
Lineage: Eukaryota; Bacillariophyta; Bacillariophyceae; Naviculales; Naviculaceae
Source: the annotation of a GenBank genome assembly